This is a messenger RNA of Paramormyrops kingsleyae, 8516 nucleotides long. It is a transcript of the gene cacna2d2a, whose product is annotated as calcium channel, voltage-dependent, alpha 2/delta subunit 2a. Gene Ontology annotation, molecular function: voltage-gated calcium channel activity. NCBI's taxonomy places the organism in Eukaryota, Metazoa, Chordata, Actinopteri, Osteoglossiformes, Mormyridae. Gene Ontology annotation, cellular component: voltage-gated calcium channel complex. The record is from RefSeq and is a predicted model, not a curated record.
GGGAAUAUAUCGGUUUGCAUUCGCUAGCUGUGCUUGUUACAUGAGAGAGAGGAAGAGAGCGAGAGAUCGAGCGAGGGAGAGAGAUAGCAAGGGGGCGAGCGGAGGCACCACAGCACCGGCGGUGGCGUCAAUGCAUUUGUGUCUUCGAAUCGCCAGUUUUAAGCUGCCGACACACAGCGCGACGUUUCCGAUUGAGAUUUCACGUCGGGGAACUCUAGGAGGCUUUUUAUACCAAGCGACUGGACCCAGACGUUUCUCUUUCGGCCGCAUCUGAAAGACAAGCCCUCUGUCAAUAUCGUAUUUUAACUCUAUUUCUUGAAUUUUAAUGGGAAGAUGGCGAUCUACGCUCAAUUCUGCAGCAUCUUCUGCUUCGUCUCUGUUCAAACUAUCCUUAUUUUUAGCAUAUCCUCGCCAGGAACACAGAGUCUCAGUUUCCCUCAACAGUACACGAUGAUGCACUGGGCUGGACGUAUAGAAAAAGAAAUUGAUAAGGUCCUCCUGCAUGUCAGUGGAGCGCAGCAGAUGAAAGAAAUAUACAAUGAGAAGAGAACCCAGUUUGAGAUUAAGAAGAUUUCUCCCAAAGAGCUGGUAGAGAAGGUGGCUUCUGACAUCCAGAAGCUCUUAGCACGUAAACGGAAGGCACUAGAGAGACUGGCCAGGGAGGCGGAGCAGCUGCAGAAGGAGCAUUCUUGGCAGGAUGGCAUCAGGGAGAAAGACAUCGAGUACUAUGAUUCCAAGGCGGAGUCAGACAUCAUCCAUAUCGAGGAUGGAGAGAGUGAGAACCUUCUGGACAACCCAUACUCCUUAAAGUUGGAGUUUGAGGAUGAUGAUAAGUUCAACAACCGGGUCAACUAUUCCUACACAGCUGUCCAGAUACCCACAGACAUCUACAAGGGUUCCCCUGUCAUCCUGAAUGAGCUGAACUGGACACAGGCGCUGGAGAAAGUCUUCAUAGAAAACAGCAAGGAGGACCCCUCUCUGCGGUGGCAGGUGUUUGGCAGUGCCACGGGUGUGACCAGAUACUACCCAGCCACACCAUGGAGAGCCCCAAAUAAGAUUGAUCUGUACGAUGUCCGCAGACGCCCAUGGUACAUCCAAGGCGCAUCAUCGCCUAAAGACAUGGUCAUCAUCGUCGACGUGAGUGGCAGCGUCAGCGGACUUACUCUCAAACUGAUGAAGACGUCAGUGAUGGAGAUGCUGGACACUUUAUCGGACGAUGACUACGUGAACGUGGCCAGGUUCAAUGAGAAAGCUGAGGCGGUGGUGCCCUGCUUCAGGAACUUGGUCCAGGCCAACAUUCGCAACAAAAAGAUCUUCAAGGAGGCCGUUCAGCACAUGUCAGCCAAAGGCACCACCGACUACAAAUCUGGCUUCCACUUCGCCUUCCAGCAGCUGCUCAAUGACAGCAACCUCCCUCGAGCCAACUGCAACAAGAUGAUCAUGAUGUUCACGGAUGGUGGAGAGGACAGAGCACAGGACAUCUUCGAGAAGUACAACUGGCCAAACAAGACAGUACGGGUGUUUACAUUCUCCGUGGGCCAGCAUAACUAUGAUGUCACCCCCCUGCAGUGGAUUGCUUGCGCCAACAAAGGCUACUACUUUGAGAUCCCAUCCAUCGGUGCCAUCAGGAUUAACACACAGGAAUACCUUGAUGUUCUGGGUCGUCCAAUGGUGCUGGCAGGGAACCGGGCCAAGCAGGUGCAGUGGACCAACGUCUACCAGGAUGCCUUGGGCCUUGGCUUGGUCAUCACCGGUACUAUGCCCGUCUUCAACCUCACGGCGGAUGGAACGUCUCAGAACCAGCUUAUCCUCGGCGUGAUGGGAGUGGACAUUGCGCUCAACGAGAUCAAGAGCCUGACGCCAAGAUACAAACUGGGGGCUAAUGGCUACACCUUUGCCAUUGAUCCGAAUGGCUACGUGCUUCUGCAUCCGAACUUGCAGCCCAAGAUCAUUAAUUUCAGAGAGCCCGUCACUCUGGACUUCCUGGAUGCAGAACUGGAGGACAGCAAUAAGGAAGAAAUCCGGCGGAAAAUGAUUGAUGGCAAACCAGGACAGAAAAGAAUCAAAACGCUCAUUAAGUCGGUUGAUGAGAGGUACCUUGAUGAAGCAAUGCGCUCAUAUACCUGGACUCCCGUCAACGGUACAGACUACAGUCUGGGUUUGGUACUGCCCAUCUACAGUGAAUACCACAUACAAGCCAAUCUGAGCGACCAGAUACUUCAGGUUCAGUUGCAAUACUACUAUACCAAGGAUUUUGAGUCUCUGCUGCCAAACAGUUUUGAGUCCGAGGGACAUGUAUUCAUUGCUCCCAGGGAAUAUUGCAAGGAUUUGAAGCUUUCUGGCAACAAUACUGAGUUCCUGCUGAACUUCAUUGCCCUCAUGGAGAAAGUCACCCCUGACUCCAAGCAGUGUGAUAAAUUCCUCCUGCACAAUCUCAUCCUCGACACUGGCAUAAUCCGACAGCUGGUGGACAAGGUUUGGAAGACCAAGGAUCUCAAUACCUAUGGCUUCCUGGCAUUGUUUGCUGCCACAGACGGAGGGAUCACAAGGGUCUUCCCCAACAAGGCCUCUGAAACGUGGGAAGAGGACCCAGAGCCCUUUAAUGCUAGCUACUAUCGCCGCAGCUUGGACAAUCGGGGCUAUAUCUUCAGAGCUCCUUACAGGACCUCUAGCGACGAUUUUUUUAAUCCCGAGAAUGACACCAUUGGCAUCCUGGUCAGCACUGCGGUGGAGUUCAGCAUAAGCGGAAGGACGAUAAAACCAGCAGUGGUGGGUGUGAAACUGGACCUAGAGGCCUGGGUGGACAAGUUCAAGAUCCUGGCCAGCAAUCAGUCAGACAGUCGGCAGGUAUCACACAAGUGCGGGCCCUCCAGCAGCUGCGAAAUGGACUGUGAAGUCAACAGCGACGAUUUGCUGUGCUACCUGAUCGACGAUGGCGGCUUCCUGAUCAUGUCAAACCAAAAAGAUCAUUGGAACAAGGUCGGCAUGUUUUUCAGCGAGGUGGACCCCUAUCUGAUGCACGCCCUCUACAAUGCCUCCUUCUACACCCGCAGGCAGUCCUAUAACUACCAGUCGAUUUGUGAGACCCUGCCCAGCAGUAACACGGGCGCUGGGCCCAGAGGAGUGUUCGUGCCGACUAUCGUGGACUUCGUAAACCUAGCCUGGUGGACGUCGGCAGCUGCCUGGUCCCUGUUUCAGCAGGUGCUCUAUGGACUUGCGUACAACAGCUGGUUCAUCACUGAUGAUGUGGAGGCAGAAGGUUUUGACUCCAGGGAGAGCAGCUGCAUCACGAUACAGACGCAGUACUAUUUCACAAACAUCAGCAGCUCCUACAACGUGCUGCAGGACUGCGUAAACUGCUCCAGGCUCUUCCAUGCUAAGAGGAUAAAUAACACCAACCUGCUGUUUGUGGUGGCGGAGAUGCCCUGUGCCUCCUGUGACAUAGACAAAUUGACACAUGUGGAGACAGAGUUCAAGAAGAUUGAUCCAUGUGAGGAAAUUAGCACAGCACGAUACCGGAAAGGACCUUCGACCUGCUUUGACUAUAACAUUGCGGAAAACACUUCAGACUGCGGGCGGGGUCACUCUUUCCAGCCAUCAUUAGGAGUCAUCAUCUGUCUUCAGUUGCUUCUCUUUUGCCUGACAGCCUUCCCACAUCUCCCAUCCAUACCCCUAUCUUCCACCCUUUAACUUCAUCAGCCUCCUUUUCCAUUUCCUCCCUCCCCAUCUUACCCCUUCUUUCAUCUUUACUUCUCUUAUUUUUCACCUUUGGUUCACCCCUUCUGAUCCCUGCCAACGGUCCAAUCUCCCUCCACUUAUCACUGAUGAUGGGACUUCCAGUCACCCUCUUAUGGAAGCCCUGAGUACUGUUUCCCAUCAUGCCUAGCGGCCUAGCGUCAUGGGCAGUUGCUUGGCAAUGGUUGCUGGGCUGUGUUUUGUGCAACCAGUCACUUUCAUCCAAGGCAGGAGCUCUGUAUUCUGUCAAAAGAAAGAAGAAACUAAACCAUGACUAAAAGAAACACCAUCAAAAGACGCAUUUUUGCAAAAAGAAAAAAAAAACAGGUGGAUGCCCUCUUCAGUAACUCCUGCCAACAUAGAAAAAGAAAAAUUCCUCAACUGUUCAGGCUGGAGGAGGGGGCAACAGCAAGCAUAAAUCCUCUUCAUUACUCAUGGACCCUCCAGAGAUUUACUGGACCCUGUCCCUUGCAUUUAAGAUAGGUCUUUGUACUAUUCCGAAUAUAGCAACUGGAAAAGAAAAGCAUUUAAAACACAAUAACAACAUGGAGAAAUAAGUAUACAAAACACUUCCAUUUGUUAUGGUUUUAAAGGGAUGCCAUCGGAAAGGGAAGCUAUUAGAUUAUACUAGAUAACUAAAAACACCCAUUUAUUUAUGCACUAUAUCUACUUCUUGCCAAAAUGAGAUAUACUUUUCUUGUGGUCUUAUUUUUUAUAGCCAAAAUAGCAAGAGGAAACAGGUAAAAAAUACACUAAGAUUAAAUAAAUAGAGUAAUUAAAAUACAAUAGCUCACAUAUCCGUAGACACUAAUUGUCUCCAAAAUAUGAUAUCACCAGUAUGGCUCGUCUGUAGUCCUACCCUACAUGUUUGCAGGGGGCAUCCUGUGCAGUGCAGAUCUUGGUGUCUUUCAGAUGCGACAACCAAGUCAUCUCCAGCUUAGCCGAGUCCCUAGGAUUGCUUUCAUAUUGGCUGGUUUAAAGAAUACAUUCAGCCACGAAAUACCACGUUAUCAUGCUUUGUUUUUUAGACCUAAACUAUUUAUUUUAACGUAAGGGAGAACUUCAGCUUGCGGUCAGGCUGAUAAGCCAAGCCAGUAGGUAAUAGUGAUGGCAAUGUAAUUUGAAGAUGUCCAAUAAAUAUCCAUUGUCCUGGAAUUUAAAUGCUGUGGCAUUAGAUUCGGGGAGGGGGGUACUUUUUAAAAACUGACCUGCUAUUAAUCACAUUAGUCAUAGUUCACUCAUCCUUUGUUCCAAUCAGUCGUGCCAGAGUGCAAGCAUCUUGUUGUGUAACCAUGGUUGUAGAGUAACCUUUCGUACUUUCGCGGCCCAUUGUGUGAGAGGCCGAGCAAUUUGUGACCCUUUCCCAGUCCACUCAGCAUACGGUCUGGACUGUAAAUAAACCCAGGGCACAAACGUCUGAAACAGAAGGACUGCUGACUGGACACUCGUUUUUCAUCUUUGUGUACUCCGUGGCCUUCAGAAAGUGCAGUCUCACUCACGUGUGUUCAUGGGAAUGUGGAUGUCAUGAAUGCCCAAACCAUGACAACUGACGCAACGAAACUCCUAUUAUAAAGGAUAUGAGUGUUUACUAAUGGGAGAUGGAUCAAAGGAACUAUUUAGAAUACUGCCGUAGAUGGGGAUCUACAAGGAGUUUGGGUUUCGAUCCAUGAGGGAAUGUGUGCUUUCAGAACAGAGUCUGUAAUGUAACUCUGUUCUGGGGAAUAAAUACAGUGAUAUGUAGGUUUUUAUUUUUAGUAGCAGAACAAAUGCUGUCUACUCUGUCUACUGUCUAAUUUCUUGUCAGAUGUUAAUACUGAAAAAUAUGGUGUUAUAACUGAUUUUUUUUUACCAGCUGUCAUUUUCCAAAGUGUUUUCCAUUACGGAGAUGUUCCACAUUCUUGUCUAUUAAUAUCAUAAACGUGUUCUGAAGAAUGUCUCUACUAUUAUAUCAAAGAUUCUGAUUGUUUUUUUCCAGAAGGGUGAUGAAUUGUCUCUACAUCUACCUGACUGAGGCAAAUGCUUACCUCAUAGUUAUUUGGUUAGUCAUACAGCAAGUUGUCAGUCUGAUAGUGUUGUUGGCUGACGUAGUAUUAUUAGUCAGUAUUAACUGGCAUAGAUCAUAGUUUAGACAUAAUUUUUAACCAAAAUGGUUUAAUUCCCUGGUUCUUGGUGAAGAUAAUUUAAAUCAGUUUAAACUGGUUAAAAUCAGUUCAGCACCCAAGCUUACUGAUUUUUUUAUCUUCUCGGUGAUUAACAAAAACAUACGUGUUUUUGUCACAUGGACCAGUGUUCUGAAUGAGUAAAAUGAAAUCAUGCUCUCCAAUAUUUAAAAACUGCUUAUGGACAUAAUAACAGCACUCUGUUGUUUUUCUUUGUAGCUGAUUAACUAAGGGUUUCAUUUGCCAUAAAGUUUAUAAAUGUUUCUAUUGCUGAAUUAUGAAGUGUUUCACCAACGAUGGACAGUUUUGGCCCCAUGCUUACUCUGUCGACAUGGAACAUAAGACCGCUGAAAAAGCUUGGUCAUUGGACAGUUAUCUACAACAGUAAACCAGACAAUACUUUAAAUUGUUUUCAGAAGUCCUACCUAGUGUUCUGAAAAGCUCAGUGAGAUAGUUCCUUACCAGGUGUAUGAGUCAGUAUCAUUUUCAAUCCUGCCUUGCUAAUGGUUCAGUUCGCUUGGCACCUGAUCCUGACAGUAGAUGCAAAUGUGCUGUUUGGCUUUCUUCUGUUGCCAUCUUUCUUGAGCUGUUUUGCCUGUUAUACCCAUGAUUCAACCUGCUCCCCUUUUGGUUCUGUCACUUCUGGACUUUGCUACGGAGCGCGUGUCAUAGUUCUUAUAGCUGACAUCUAUGGCAGGUUUUCUCCAAGACAGAACUUUUAAGAUGCACUGAAAUCGUGAAUAUUGCUUUUCUCUAAGUAUGUGGGUAAAGUUGUAAGUUCCCAGUAGUCUGAGGAAAAGCAAGCAUGAGGAUGAUUAUGUCUCUGUUGUUACAAAAUGUCUCAGCAGCUAUGGAGAACCCAUUUAGACAAGUACAAAGUCAUCGGUGUCAUAGCAGAAGGACUGAAAGGCAUUCUUUGUGACUUUCAUGAAGGUGCAACAUGCCUGUGAACUGGAUUGUUUCUGGUACAGUUGUGUGUGUGUUUACCUGUAUAUUUGGGAGUGUGGACAUGCACAAGAAUCUGUGAUGACAGCAGGCACUGUGCAGAAAGCAGAUAAAAGCAAGAAUGGCCCAAAGGCCAGAGCACAUUGGGCACAUUAUGAGAUACAGAUCUGUAUUGAAUAUUGUGAACUUGAUGAUCUGACAAUUUCAGUAGUGUGCUUUCACUGUGUGAACGAUGCAUUUUCCCUCAUUUCUUUGACCUUUAUUUCACUCCGAAAGCUUUGAACACUCAGGUCACAUCCUUCAUUUUGUCUAUCUCAGUGCUCUGUGCACAGCACUUAACCCUUUGAGUGCUUCUUAUCAUCGAAUUUCCUCAGUAUGACACUGGAAGAAGUAUGAUUUUCACACACUGGAUACAAUUGUGAACACCAGCUUCCUAUGAAAUCCAUCUGUUAAUGAAAGACUGAGAGAUAUUUCAGGACCACCUUUAAUUAUUUGUCAAAUCAGUCUUUUUAUUCUCAGUAUCAUUUUGUCAUCUGGGCAGUUAAAUGAUAUUCAAAAAAGCCUAAACUGUCUCCAGCUUUUCUUUCUUUGAAAGAAAAACUUGGAUCAAAAGCCCCUGUAUAUUUUUCAGUGCUGAUCGGUCGAUUCCCAGAUUGCGUUCUUUCCUCCCAAAGCUUAGCCAGUCAACGAUGCAAACGUGGGGGAUGUGAGCCCUGCAAAAGCAGUCCCACUCUGCAGUGCUUCACUUUCAGAAUUGCUCUGCUUUUGUCACUUUAGGUCCUUUCAGUGUUGUUAACAUAAGAGUGUAUCUUUGUGGACCAUUCCACUUCAAGGCUUCACCUCCAAGCACUGACCAUGUAAAGCUAUUAAAUAUGGAGGGUCAGUCAAGGCGGGGGCUGUCUUUACAGUGCCAGAUGUAAACAAGCCAAGAACUCUGUUUCCCAGACCUGCUACCCAGCUCUUGUCAGCAAAGCUUGCUUCGCCUCAUUGGGAUUUAAAAGGAACCUGUGACUCAGCAAUGUGGAGUCGACAGGACUGGAUAUUCUGUUGCAGUGUGUUAAGUGGCAGUGGAUGUAUUGUUGUGUAUCCCAACUUAGAGGGCGUGGCAAGGGACAUGGCUCUGUGGCCUGUGGUUUUCAAAAAAAUUUACCUUAGCCAAAAGAAAAUCAUUUCGGCUGAAGGGGAGGGGUUUCUGUCGUGUGCCCCUCCCUCACCAACUGUGUUCCUUCACCAUGUCUGUGUAGGUGCGUCUUCUAUGGGAAAGCCUGUGACCACAACAAGUGUGUAUGUGAUUCUGUAGUCUGUAGUCUGGUGCUAUGUGACGAUGUUUGACAAAUGUGGAUUAAAAAAGAAAAACAUUACAAUGAAAAAAUAAUUCAUCUUUAAGUGAGAUUUUAAAAAAAUUAUAUGCGGCUAAUAAUCAUAAGUUUGGGGUCUGAAUUGAAGCAAAUACUUUUUUUCUUCUUUUUUUUGCUGCUGGUGACAAUGUUUGCGAGAAAGAUUCAGCUCCUUUUGUCCAAGAAGCUUUGUUUCAUGUCGCUCCAUUCUUUUGUACAGAAGAAACAAAAAAAGAUGAAAAAUUUGUAAAAUAUUGUGUCUGUGACUCCUUGUAAAAUAUUUUCAAAUUGUUUAUUACAGAGAAUCAGUUAUUAAAUAAUGUUCAUAUUUUUCACUUCA